Messenger RNA from Orbilia oligospora ATCC 24927, 1077 nucleotides. RefSeq lists its product as uncharacterized. The coding region runs from base 1 to 1077 and encodes 358 amino acids. Lineage: Eukaryota; Fungi; Ascomycota; Orbiliomycetes; Orbiliales; Orbiliaceae. The transcript has a single exon. The record is from RefSeq and is a predicted model, not a curated record.
AUGCCUUUACGAGCUUUAAAAGUUCGCCGUAUCGACCCCAAAAAGUAUGACCUCUCAGGACUCAGCGUUCUCAUCACUGGGGGUGAAACCAUAAUUGGAACGGCUAUGGCACGUCUCUAUCUAAGCUUGGGUGCCGACACCGUCUACUUAGUCGUCCAAGAUCUCGGUCAAGGCGAAAGCAUCAAGGCCGCCAUCCUUAGGGAUGAUAAGAUUGUUGAACGAAACCCUGGGUGCAAAGUCCACCUCUACGGAAUAAACUACAGUGAUUUGAGCUCCGUUAAAUCAUUCUGUGAGAAGUUCCGCUCCGAAGUCAAUGUUCUACACAUCGCGGUCCUUGGCGCAGAAGUCAACCUGCCAUCUUUCAGCAGGACUAUCGACGGAUUGGAAGAAACCCUUCAGGUUAAUUUUGUCGCGAACGUCAUCCUAUGCAACUACUUGGUACCACUUCUCAAAGCAAAUUACCCAGCAAACCGAAAUGUUACGGAACAACUCUCCAAGAAGUUGAGCAAAAAUUGUGUUUUUAAGACACUACCUUCUCACCUGACCUGGGUCUCCUCUGAAAGCCAUAGGUUUUCCAAACUAUCGAGGGGCAAAGCCUACAUUGCCCCGUCGAAUAGCGUGUUCGAAGUCUUCAAUGACCCACAGGAUCUGUCCGACGAGCUAUACGCGGCGUCCAAGUUCGUGGCCAUGGCAUACACAUUGGAGCUUGGGCGUCGUGUUGGUGACGAAAAACUUGUCGUAAAUUCAGCAAGUCCUGGAGAGAUCAAAGCGGAAACAGAGGCGGAGGCUGAUGCGGAAGAUGCGGAAGAUGCGGAAGCUGAUGCGGAAGAUGCGGAUGCUGAUGCGGAUGCAGAAUCAGAAUCAGAAUUAGAAGCAGAAGCAGAAGCAGAGGCGGAAGCGGAAGAGGAAGCGGAAACUGGCGCUAAUGUGCCAUUUUAUCUCCGUCAUUCCCGAAAGAUCUGGAGCUACUUUCGCGACAGGAAAGCAUCUACAGGCGCAGCAGCUGUUAUCUGGGCAACCUUAUGUGGUCCCGAAGGGAAUGCCAAGUCCUGGGAAAAUGGUGUAGUCUCUCAGUAA